AUUGGCUGCUGGGCCGGGGGAGGGGUGUAAGAAGGGGUCAGGCAGGGCACCGUGAGCGACAUUGAGCGUCCGACUUUGAGUCUAGGGAUUGAAGAUGCUGGGAGCGGCGCUGCGGAGGAGCGGCCUGCGCUCAUUGGCUGAGAGAUCGGCGGUGUGGAGCGGAGUUCCCAGGCCUCGGAGCGCACAGGUCCUGAGCGGGAGGUGGCUGUGCAGUAAGCCCGAGGAUGCGGGUCCAUCUUUCAAGAUUCCUGGACACAAACCCACCGACUUUGAGAAGAAGAUGUUGCUGUGGGGAGGACGCUUCAAGAGAGAGUCCGAUAUUCCCGAAUUCGUCUCCCAUGAUAUGGUGGAUGCUGCGAAGAGCAAAGUGCGCGUCAAGUUCGCGGUUUUUAUGAUGCUUUUAACCAUCCUGGGCUGCAUCGGAAUGGUGAUCUCCGGGAAGCAGGUAUCCUGCUGCCUCUCCGCCAUCUCCUCCUGGAUGUCUGAGUGCACCCUGAAGCUCAACAAAACCGAACUCAUCAUAUUUCCCCCAUCCAGAGUCUCUCCCCCCCCCCCCCCCCCCCCCAAUAUUUCUAUCAUUAUUGACAACACUAUCAUCUUCCCCAUUCCCCAAUGCUGCCUGGCCGUCACUCCUGACUCCUCCCUCUUCUUCACCCCCCCACAUCCAAUCUCUGGCUCAAUCCUGUCGAUUCCAGCUAUGCAGCAUCGCUCGCAUCGGGCCAUUCCUCUCCCAGGGUGUGACUAAACUUAUCAUCCACUCACUGGUCAUCUCACGACUCGACUACUGCAACGUUCUCCUCACCGACCUCCCACUGUCCCAUCUCGCUCCACUCUGAUCUGUCCUCAACUCCGCAGCUAGGCUUAUCUUCCUCUCCCGCUGCCCCACAUCUGCCACUGCCCUCCGCCAAUACCUGCACUGGCUCCCAUUCCCCCUAGAUUGUAAGCUCCUUAGAGCAGGGCCCUCCUCCCUCCUGUUCUCAUAGCUCUCUUCAGUUGCACCUCAAUUACAGCUCUCUCCUACUCAGUGACUGUCUAAUCCUGCCUCUCCUCCUGCUCGUUACUGUCUAUCUCUUCCAGCGGCUGCCCGACCCCAGUAGUACGCUGAUUACUCCUGCGCUUCCUGACGCCUCAGCUGUAUUGUGUACUGAGAUAAGGGCCCUGUAUUGUUCUAAUGUGUGCUGUAUGUACGGUGCUGCCAAACACUUGUGGCGCCCUAUGAAUAAAUUGUAAUAAUAAUAAUUA
Pseudophryne corroboree (corroboree frog) is the source of this 1242-nucleotide messenger RNA. It is a transcript of the gene FAM162A, whose product is annotated as family with sequence similarity 162 member A. The coding region runs from base 95 to 745 and encodes 216 amino acids. Gene Ontology annotation, cellular component: mitochondrion. The transcript is spliced from 5 exons. Gene Ontology annotation, biological process: cellular response to hypoxia; positive regulation of release of cytochrome c from mitochondria; neuron apoptotic process. Lineage: Eukaryota; Metazoa; Chordata; Amphibia; Anura; Myobatrachidae. The record is from RefSeq and is a predicted model, not a curated record.